GGAUCUGAGGCCCACCUCACAAACAUUCACCUCCGUAGGCGGUGCUCGCCUACGUGCCUCGGCCAUUACCUACAAGAGCCAGUGGGUCGCUACGACGGAGGGAGGGAGAGUUCGUCACCGUGAGAGAGCCAGGGACACGGGACCGAGGAUUCGAUCGGAAGAGGAACAGCGGCCGAAGGCUGUCCCGACAGCGGGACCAAAGGGGCCUCCCGUGAGCGUGCGGGCGUGAGGGAAGGGAGGGAGGGAGUGAGAGCGUAGAGCGAUGGCAUCUUGAAGUCGGAACGAUCGCCGGGACGAGGUGGUCGAGGAGGAGGAGGGCGAGGGGGGAAACCUGGAGCAUUCGGGGAGGAGGAGAAAAAAACCCGGCGGCCAAUGUCAUUGCGUAGGGAGAUUCGGGGAUGAACAUUUCGAAUUUCUAGAUGCUAGAGGGAAGGAGGGACGAUCACUUGAGCGGGUCCAUGUUCGAGCGCUUGGGCGACCGAUUUUGGUGCUCUAUCGUGACGGGGAUCCUGUAAUGAGUGGAUUCGCUUGCAGCAUCUGAGUCAUUCUCCCGACCGUGAUCCACAUUCAUGCAACCUUUGCCCACUAAACAACCGAGUGCAGCAACUUUUGUUGCCGUCAUCUUCCUUGCUCUCGUCGCACCUUUUGUCGCCAUGGGUCGAGCUCCAUGUUGUGACAAGGCCAAUGUGAAAAAGGGUCCUUGGUCGCCCGAAGAGGAUGCCAAGCUCAAGUCUUUCAUCGAACACAAUGGCACAGGUGGCAAUUGGAUCACGCUGCCGAGCAAAGCAGGUCUGAAGCGCUGCGGAAAGAGCUGCAGACUCCGCUGGAUCAAUUAUUUGCGUCCCGACAUCAAACAUGGAAGCUUCACUGAAGAAGAAGAAAAGACAAUUUAUCGCCUCCACGCUCAAAUUGGCAGCAGAUGGUCCUUGAUCGCUGCUCAGCUGCCUGGGAGAACCGAUAACGAUAUCAAGAAUUACUGGAACACUCGGCUGAAGAAGAAGCUCCUGGAGAGAGCUAGUAAUAUGUGGUGCGGACGUCCGCACCACUCUUUCCAGAUUUAUCCCAUGAAUCAGCCGGCCAACGAUCAGAUGUCAAAUGCCGUGGGGAGAGAAGGCCUUCUGAAUUCUCAGUUUCUGCAUGCUCAGGCUUAUUAUCAGUACGUUCAGCAACAACAGCCGCAGUAUUAUCUUCCACAGCAGCAGCAGCAGCCACAACCCAUUCAGGAUCCGAGUCAAACCGUGCAGCUUCCAACCGUCCUUCAGCACCAGCUGCAUAUGAGAAGCAUAAAGAAUGAAUUGGUGGACGAGCAUCAACAACAGCAGGCUCCGACCGGGGGUGUCGUGGAGAGCGAAAGGCUGAGGGACAUCGAGAGCAGUUUGAGGAGUAUCGUGGACGAAUCGUCGUCGAGGACAUUUGAUGCCCGCCGAGCAUUCCAGCGUCUGCAUUGUCUGAGCAAUCGACUUCCUGCGAACGGGAAUCCGAUGUCGCCAGCGGCCGUGGCCACCUCUCACCACAACACCUCCCCGACCUCGUCAUGCAGUAAUCUGAGCUCCGACAGAAAUUCUUUCGGGGUUCAGCAGAUCGCUGACAGCGCAUUCAGCGACUCCGGGUACACCAUGUACGAGGAUCCAGCUGCUAGAGAGCCGUCCACCACCAUGCUGAACACGAGCAUUCUGGGGUCCGCAUCGCAGCAGCAGGUCGCUAGUCUGCCAGAUACGUCUACCCCUGAAUCGCUGCUGUCUACCUCCCGGUUCGAGGAUGGCGUUUUCGAUGAUCUGAGCAUGUACAACCGCUCUCAGGACCUAUCUGAGGUAGCGGUGGUGGAUCGAGCUCUGGGUACAGGUGGUGUGAAGGAAGAGUCUCAUCAGGCGAGUGGAGGAGGAUCGGCGGAUUGGUGGGCGAAUAUGGAUUUAGUCGCACCCCCCGGGCCCCUUAACCAGAAGUCCACCGUACUGGCGGCGAACUCGAUGAUGAGGUGGUCCAUUCCUACACCCCGAUGCGGGGCCGAGAACAUUUACAACUCGCCUCAGGCUCAACUUACUUCCCAGUCGCACGGCACGCAGCCUCUCGACGGUAUGAAUAGUUACAGCGAUUCUUUCCUGUCCAAAUUGAUCAGUUAAGGGAGGAAUGAAGGCCUGCUUGGUCUUGUUAAAUUUUCAGGGAAUCACCCUUGUUUAAAGCAGCAGGUAGCACGGCGAGGUUACGUUCUAGGUAGAAAUUCAACACUAGGUGCCGUGAAUCAGAACAUACAUGUUGUACAGAGAUAUUAUCAAGCUCCAAAGCUUAGGGUUCUUAGAUAUUCUUCAUAGCGCGGUGCCCGAUGCGGACGAAGCCUGUACCUUUCAGCGGAGAUUGGGCAGAAAUCCUCCGGGCUAUCAUUGUUUUACACUUGGUAGUAGACAAAAUUCUUUUUGCUAUUGCGGCUGCUACUAAUCCACACGUAGGAGGUACGGAAAGUAGCUAGACUUGCCACCUUCGGUGCCAUGUCGAGCUACUAAGCCAGGUAGCUAAAUCCUUCAGCUGAAAUUAUCUCGGCUCCUUUUGAUAAUAAAUGAUUUUGCUGCCAAUUUCAUAGGUGUCCG
Molecule: messenger RNA, 2582 nt
Organism: Marchantia polymorpha subsp. ruderalis
Lineage: Eukaryota; Viridiplantae; Streptophyta; Marchantiopsida; Marchantiales; Marchantiaceae
Source: the annotation of a GenBank genome assembly